AUGGAGAGCAAGAGCCAUGACAACCUCCAGGAGAGACUUCUGCCCACCAGCAGUGAGAGUGCUACAGUGCAAGGUCAGUUGAUCCCAGCUAUUCGAAAAGGAGAUGUGGAGAGGGUCCAGCAAUUGCUGGAAAGAGGGGCUGAUGUCAAUUUCCAAGGGAAAGAAGGCUGGACGCCCUUGCAUAAUGCAGUACAAAUUUGUAGGGAGGACAUUGUGAAUCUUCUGCUUCGUUAUGGUGCCGACCCUUGUAUGAGGAAAAAAAAUGGGGCCACUCCCUUCAUCCUUGCUGGGAUUGUGGGAGAUGUGAGUCUGCUACGACUAUUCCUUUCUAAAGGAUCAGACGUCAAUGAGUGUGAUGUGAAUGGCUUCACAGCUUUCAUGGAAGCCGCUAUCUAUGGUAAGAUAGAAGCCUUAAGAUUCCUAUAUGAAAAAGGAGCAGAGGUGAAUUUGAGUCGAAAGGCAAAGGAGGAGCAAAAGAAGAUUGGGAAAGGAGGGGCCACAGCUCUUAUGGAUGCUGCUGAAAAUGGCCACAUAGGCAUCUUGACAGCACUCCUUGAUGAGAUGGGGGCAGAUAUCAAUGCACGUGACAAUAUGGGCAGGAACGCCUUGAUGUGUGUGCUUCUGAGCUCUCGUGAUGGGAAGGUGAAGGCCACCACUGCUCAGACCAUCACUCGCCUCCUGCUCGACCACGGGGCAGAUGUCAAAGUACGGGGAGAAGGAAGCAAAACUCCCCUGAUCCUGGCAGUGGAAAUGAAGGAGUUGGGUUUGGUGCAGAUGCUACUGGAACAAGAACGUAUAGAAAUUGAUGAGACAGACAGUGAGGGCAAGACAGCAUUGCUGAUUGCCGUCCAGCUGAGACAGGAGGAAAUAGCCCGUUUGCUGUGCAACCAUGGAGCCAGUGUGGACUGUGGGGAUCUUGUUAUGACAGCAAGGAGGAAUUACGACAUUUCCCUUGCAAACUUUCUUCUCAGUAAAGGAGCCAGAGAGGAUUUUCACCCUCCUACUGAGGACCGGGAACCUCAGAGUUCACGUUGGAGGGUGGCCUUGAAACAACUCCAUAGGAUGUACCGCCCUAUGAUCGGCAAACUUAAGAUCUUUAUUGUUGAGGAAUAUAAAAUUGCUAACACUUCUGAAGGGGGUGUCUAUCUGGGAUUCUAUGAGGGGCAAGAGGCCGCUGUGAAGCGAUUCUGUGAAGGCAGCAAACAGGCACAGAAGGAACUCUCCUGUCUGCAAGAAAGCCGAAUGAACAGUCACUUGGUGACCUUCUAUGGGAGCGAGAGUCAGAGUGGCUGUUUGUACGUGUGCCUUGCCCUCUGUGAGCGAACGCUGCAGGAGCACUUUGCCUUGCACCAAAUGGAAGAAGCUGCAGAAGACAAGGAGGCUGAGUUUGCCAGGAUUGCCCUGUUGUCUCUAUUUAAAGCUCUUCAAGAACUAUACCUGGUGGGUGGAUACACUCACCAGGAUCUGCACCCACAAAACAUCUUAAUAGAUUCUAAGAAUGCUGUUCGCCUGGCAGAUUUUGAUAAAAGCAUCAAGUGGACUGGAGAUCCACAGGAAAUUGAGAGAGAUCUACAGGCCCUUGGACGGCUGGUCCUGUACGUGGUAGAGAAGGGAAGCAUCCCUUUUGAGGAGCUGGAGACUCAAAGUAAUGAAGAGGUGGUUCAACACUCUCCAGAUGAGGAAAGCAGGGAUCUCAUUUGCCACUUGUUUGGCCCUGGGGAAAACUUGCUGAACCGAUUGAGUAAUCUGCUGGGUCACCCCUUCUUUUGGAGUUGGGAGAGUCGUUAUAGGACCCUUCGGGACGUGGGAAAUGAAUCUGACAUCAAAACGCGAAAAAUUGAAAGCAACAUUCUCCAAAUACUAGAACCGAGUACAUCUGAACAUUCCAUGAGUUUUUCUGAAUGGACUUCUAAGAUUGAUGCAAAGGUUAUGAAAAGAAUGAAUUCAUACUAUAAAAAAACAGGCAAUUUUUACCAGGACACUGUGGGAGAUCUGCUAAAGUUCAUCCGGAAUCUAGGAGAACAUAUUGAUGAAGACAAGAAUAAAAGUAUAAAGUUGAAAAUUGGAGAUCCCUCCUGGUAUUUUCAGAAGACAUUUCCAGAUCUGGUGGUCUAUGUCUAUACAAAAUUACAGGACACAAAAUACGAAAAGUAUUUUCCCAAAACCCGGGAUCCUCACAAACUUCAUUGUGAUGGAGGUGGUGAUGGCGAGCAGGCUAGAGGCCCUGAGUGCUGA
Molecule: messenger RNA, 2235 nt
Organism: Orycteropus afer afer
Lineage: Eukaryota; Metazoa; Chordata; Mammalia; Tubulidentata; Orycteropodidae
Gene: RNASEL
Product: ribonuclease L
Exons: 6
Coding region: 1-2235 (744 amino acids)
Biological process (GO): mRNA processing; defense response to virus; negative regulation of viral genome replication
Molecular function (GO): RNA nuclease activity; ATP binding; protein binding
Source: RefSeq, a predicted model, not a curated record